Molecule: messenger RNA, 2398 nt
Organism: Cryphonectria parasitica EP155
Lineage: Eukaryota; Fungi; Ascomycota; Sordariomycetes; Diaporthales; Cryphonectriaceae
Product: kinase-like protein
Exons: 4
Coding region: 53-2017 (654 amino acids)
Biological process (GO): peptidyl-serine phosphorylation; peptidyl-threonine phosphorylation
Molecular function (GO): ATP binding; protein serine/threonine kinase activity
Source: RefSeq, a predicted model, not a curated record
CGCCAUCACGUCUUCUCUUACCUCACCGCACUGUCAUCAACAUUAGAUCGGAAUGAACUUGUCGAAAUUUCUUCACGACUGUGACAAACAAAUUGCUUCAGGCUGGAACUUUAUCAUGUCCCAGCUUCCACAACGACAGCCUGACCACACUCCCUCUGAAGAUCAACGUUCAAUUCCAAAGAUUUUUGUUCAAGCGCCCAGUCAUGAGCGCAAGGAACAUGUUGAUCAAGAGCCAAAGAAUAUCACUACUUUGAUCCCAAAGUUCACUACUUUGAUCCCAAAGUACACCAAAGACAUCGACCAGCCUCUAAACCAACAGCUACACCAGCAUAAGGUCAAACAUGCUCAGGAGUAUAUCCAGCCGUUUUGGCCGACCGCGAUUUGGAAGGCACUCUUGACACAAGAAAGCAUUCGUGAUGAGCUCCUGAGAUCUGGUGUUGGCAAACCGGUCGCAGACAAUUUGUCAAUGCAGAUACUUCUUCCAGGUUGUAAGGCUCGCGUGUUGAUCUUCACCAUCCUCGUGCUGCUUGCAAAGUCGGCUAGUAUUGAGCACGUGCUGGUUUGCAAAAAGGGAAUCUGCGAUAAUCAAUUGCCACUUGUCUUGAAAAUCCAUCAGGGCAAGUCAGUAUUGAUGCGUGAAAUGGAACCGAUAACUUGCUGUUUCGAAAACUGGGACACUUACAUCCUCGAGGCCUUCUGCGACCACUACAGACGUCUCACAGUACCUGUUUUUGGUCUACGUGAGGGAAGCAACGAGAUCAAUCAUCAGAAAUUCGAUCCAGGUGUAAUACUACCGUGGUGCGAGGUAGAUGAGAACGUCACACCGGUUCCUGCAAUGUCUGGUGGAUACGGCACCGUAACGAAAGUCCGAAUUCAUCCACUUUGCCACCAAUUUCACGACGUACUAGAGUCGAUCAACGUUGCAGGCGGACUGUUCGCGGUCAAGAAACUGAAAACCCGGACUAAAGUUGACUUUGAACAGGAAGUCAAUGCCCUCAAAAGGUUCAGCGGAAAGACUCACAGGCACCUCGUCACUCUUCUCGCAACGUUUGAACAGCGUGAACAAUAUCACAUGAUCUUCCCUUGGGCAGAUUGCGACCUUGAUCAUUAUUGGAGCAAUGUUGAGCCGAACCCUGAUUGGGGCGAUGUUGACCUAAUUCGAUGGCUUUCGAAACAGUGCCUAGGGAUUAUGGAAGCUGUCAGCAUAAUCCACAACCCAUCUCACCUUCAAUCCGACAAGCGAUUUGGCAGACAUGGAGACAUCAAGGCCGAGAACAUCCUCUGGUACGGAUCUGGACCUCGCAGUUCAACAAGAAACAACGAUAGGGGGAUUUUGGUGAUUUCGGACCUUGGUCUCACAGCUAUCAACAGUGACAAGAGCAAAUCCAUGCAGCCUAACACCGGGUUGAAAACGACGCCUUCCUAUAGGCCACCCGAAUGCGAUAUCAAAGGCGGUACGAUAUCCAGAGCUUUUGAUAUAUGGACACUGGGGUGCUUAUAUCUAGAGCUUCUUUGCUGGUUGCUCAAAGGCUCCCAAGGAAAGAAAAAGUUUGACGGUGAACGCAUGACCACCUUCAUUUUUGGAACCAAGACAGACAUCUUCUUCGAUAUUCAGCGCACAGUCCAAUACAAUAAGGAAGCAUACGUCUUUACGAUGAAGGAGGCAGUUACAAAGAAAAUAAGCGACCUUCAUAGCGAUGAAAAUUGUACACUCUGGAUGCAUGACCUUCUGGAUCUUGUCGAGGAGGGUAUGCUUGUAGUCCUUUCCGAGGACCGUAAGCGAAAGACAUCACACUCUCUACUAGAGAUCCUACGAGAAAUGGACCAAAAAUGCCAAUUCGACGAACACUAUUGUCUCAGAAAAGCGCGCUACGCUAAGUUGAGGAGAGCCCCGGCAGGUACACUGGCGGAACUCAAUGAAGAAGCCAAGAAGAUGGUCAACGAGAUGAAACCGGACUUGAAGGAGCACAAAAGAGAUGGAAGAGAGCUGCACAAGUCAAAGAAUGCUGGAGAAUGAACAAGUCAGAAUGCCGCGUGUAUCAUUGUCUAGAGUGCUGAGGGGCCCUGGUGUAAUGUGUUUCUUACUGGGAAUAUGAUAUUCACAUACAUUUCCGUCCGAACACUGGCGAUCCAGCUACCGGAUAUUAAUGAUAAGUUCUGUGAUACAAAAGGAUUCAGCGCAUUGCCAUUUGUAAACAUAGAUCACAGAUAAGUCAUAAUUAAUUAUUGACUUUGAAUUUUGAAAGAGUUGGAGCAGAGGGAAUACAUAUAGUACAUGAUUGGACGUGAGCUGCAGAGUGUUUGCGGACCAGGAAUCGAGGAACUUAACUUUAUUAUGAAGUAAAAGGAGUCGAAGUUUGGUGGCCAACAUGUUGCUAGUUGCAAUUUCCCCUCGUUU